Molecule: messenger RNA, 2633 nt
Organism: Hevea brasiliensis (rubber tree)
Lineage: Eukaryota; Viridiplantae; Streptophyta; Magnoliopsida; Malpighiales; Euphorbiaceae
Product: ELF3-like protein 2
Exons: 5
Coding region: 470-2476 (668 amino acids)
Biological process (GO): regulation of photoperiodism, flowering
Source: RefSeq, a predicted model, not a curated record
CUAUCCUUUUGGGACCUACAAUGUCCAUAUCAUCUUUGUUUGUGUAGCUUUUUGGGUGCGAUCCUCUCGUGAAAUUCCAGUGGAAACCUCUUCUUAGCGGAAUCUAUCUUUUGCCCCAUAUAUCUGUUGAUUUCAUCUCCACUUACUUUCAUUUUAUUUGAUUUCUCCGUCUCCAUCCAUUUCUCCUUUUUCUUUAACUAUCACUGAACUCUUAGUUCUUCUGUAUCAUUUUCUGGGAUGUCAUGUUUUCUUUUUGUUGGCACCUGAAUUUCAGGUUCAAGUUCCCUUUUUUUUUUUUUUUUUUUUUUUGGAGGUGGGUUGAUUGUGGGUAUGCCAUACGUGUAAGGUUGAGCUAGUAUCAUCUUGGUUCUUCAGUUUUAGGAAAAGGGUUUGAUUUUGUGAGUUAUUGUGAAUUGAGGAAAGAAAGUUUUUGUGAGUGGAAUUUGUGGUGAACAAAAAGAAAAAGACGAUGAGAGGGCUAAAAGAUGAGGAAAAAGUGAUGAGUCCUAUGUUUCCAAGGCUUCAUGUGAACGAUACAGAGAAAGGAGGGCCAAGGGCACCUCCAAGAAACAAGAUGGCUCUAUAUGAACAGCUCAGUAUUCCUUCUCAAAGGUUUAGCUCUGGAUCAUCACCCAUGUUGCCUCUUCCACCGAACAGCUUGGUUCCUUCAAUGUCCUCAAGCCAUUCAGGAUCAGAUUUACAUUGUAGCAGCAUUCAACAAGAUAAAGAUCAAGAAAAUCAACCUUGCUGGAACUUGAGCUUCUCAACACACUUUCAAAAUGUUUCUGAAAAGCAGAAGAAAGGAACUGGCUUGAGAAAUCUAAAGGCAAGAGAGUCUAUGUGGAACCAAAGUGAUGAGAACUCAAAAAUGUCUGAGGAUUUUCAGGAUCCUGUGGAAAGAUCUGAAUCUGUCUCAUUAGUUCAGGAUAAACCUUCAGCAGAUGUAUCUUCAAGCCCAUCAGGCGAAGUUAAGAGCAUUGAAUCAUUGGAGCGAGCACAUCCUUCAUCAAAUCAGGAACAUAGAAGCAGUUCAGUGGGUGUCUUGAAAAGCUUUCAUGGUAAAAAUGCACAUUAUCAAAAUUUUUUGGCAGUGCAAGACAAAGCAGUUUAUAAAGAUAACGUUUUGGUGGAGUUUGCUGGGGUCAUAGAUAAGGAAAAUGCAUCCAAGGUGAGAAGUGAAACUUGUUCUAGAUUAUCUCUUGGAGUUGCCAUCAGAAGUCAUAAUGGGAUUGAGAAUGGCAGCAUAAACCAUGAAGAGAAGCAACAAGCGUCUUUUGAAGUGGGAAAUGCUGAACGGCAUGAUGAUGUCUCAGAAACUUGCACGGUAGACUCUAUAUCUGCUUUGGAUAUAAAUCCUGAUGAUGUUGUAAGAGUAAUAGGUGAGAAACAAUUUUGGAAAGCAAGAAGAGCUAUUGUCAAUCAACAAAGAGUAUUCACAGUUCAAGUAUUUGAGUUACAUAGGAUCAUGAAGGUACAAAAAUUGAUUGCUGGAUCAUCUGAUGUGUUUCUUGAAGAAAACAUUUGUCUUGGAAAAGCUCCAUUGAAGUCACCUCUGGAGAAGGUUCCAUCUGAGAAUGCUAUUGAACAACCUCCAUUGAUUGUUAAACCAAAAGAUGGUUCACACAAGCAAUAUGCUAGCGCUGAAUUUGCUGAUGAGAAUGCUGUUGGGAAGCUUCCUCUUCCUUCUAUCCAUAAUGAAACUGGUAAAGGACAUCUUACCCAGCAAUCAAAUUACAAUUGUCAUUCGGAAGGCGUGCUGCCAGCUCCUCUUGCUGCCAAUACCAGACCAUCUCCAUGGUAUUUCCCAUCACAUGGAAAUCAUUGGUUAUUUCCGGUCAUGUCCCCUUCUGAGGGUCUUGUUUACAAGCCUUACACAGGGCCAAGCCCUUCAGCUGCUGGAUUUGUGGUCCCCGUUUAUGGCAACUUUGGUCCUAUGAGUUUAACAGCUGGGGGUGGAGACUUUUUGAAUGCAGCCUAUGGUGUUCCGGCUUCUCAUCAACAAGGUAUUGGAAUCCUUACCAGCACCCCUCAUCUGGGACAGACAUACUUUCCACCAUAUGGCAUGCCAGUCAUGACUCUGUCCAUUUCAGGAUCAGCAGUUGAGCGGGUGAGCCCAUUCACUGGACCACAGUCAAAGGAUAAUCAGUUAGCAGUUAAUUUCAACUUCCCCCACCAAAGCUCAUAUAAUAUGUCAAGCCAGGUGAGCCGUGUGAUCUCACGUGUUGGGAAAUUUCAAGCACCAAAGGAAAGUGAGGUACAGGGAAGUACAGCAAGUAGUCCCUCGGAGAGGCCUGAAGGAGAUGCGCUCCCUCUUUUUCCUACAGAACCAACAGCUCAGGCAUCAGAUCAAAAUGCUCAAACUAUUGAGCCACAGACAUGUGUGAUAAGGGUUGUGCCUCACAAUCGUAGGUCAGCAACUGAAUCAGCAGCCCGGAUUUUCCAGUCUAUACAAGAAGAAAGAAAACAUUAUGAUUAGUUUAUGGAAAUUGUAUACAGUGAGACAUACAGUGGGAAGUGAUACUGUUCUUAGUAGUUUUAUCAAAUAUACUUCUGUAUCUGUAGUUUUAUUAAACAUGUUAAUAGCAUGUAAUACAGUUUGUUUAAUGAGAAUAGACCAAUCUGUAUUUCAGGAA